Messenger RNA from Hansenula anomala, 2733 nucleotides. RefSeq names its product ssDNA endodeoxyribonuclease RAD2 (gene RAD2). Gene Ontology annotation, molecular function: single-stranded DNA binding; DNA endonuclease activity. Gene Ontology annotation, cellular component: nucleus. Gene Ontology annotation, biological process: nucleotide-excision repair. The annotation marks the transcript as partial. The transcript has 2 exons. The record is from RefSeq and is a predicted model, not a curated record. NCBI's taxonomy places the organism in Eukaryota, Fungi, Ascomycota, Saccharomycetes, Phaffomycetales, Wickerhamomycetaceae.
AUGGGUGUUCAUUCUUUAUGGGGUAUACUGGAGCCUACUUCAAGGGCAGUGAGGCUCGAGUCCUUGAGUCGGAAAAGAAUGGCUGUGGAUGCUUCAAUUUGGAUAUAUCAAUUUCUGAAAGCAGUUCGAGAUAAAAGUGGUAAUUCAUUAACAAGUUCACAUAUUGUUGGUUUUUUUAGAAGAAUUUGUAAACUAUUAUAUUUCGGAAUCCAACCUGUUUUUGUCUUUGAUGGUGGUGCUCCUGUUUUGAAAAGGGAGACUAUCAACAAGAGAAAAGAGAGAAGACAGGGGAAAAGAGAUGAUGCUACAAAGACUGCUCAGAAAUUACUGGCAUUACAAUUACAGAAACAACAUGAAUCACCUAGUAAAAAAAAAGUUGAGGAUAAACCCCAAGAUGAUACUGAUUUUAAAGGAAAUGAUGAAUAUGAUUUACCGCAAAUCCAAGGGUUUGAAUACUCUAAAGAAGAUCAAAGAAUAAAUACAGAAGAGUUUAAAGAUAUGGCUGAACACAUUGAUGAACUUGAAGGUAUUGAUUUGAACACAAUAGAUCCUGGAUCUAAAGAAUUUGAGGAACUACCUUUGACAACUCAGUAUAUGGUGCUUUCACAAUUAAGAUUAAGAUCAAGAUUAAGAAUGGGGUACACUAAAGAACAAUUGGAAAACAUUUUCCCUAAUAGUCUUGAUUUUUCCAAAUUUCAAAUUCAAAUGGUUCAAAAGAGAAAUUUUUUUACACAAAGAUUAAUGAAUAUAACAGGUAUGGAUGAUUCUGACCAAAAAAUCAGAAGAGUUGCAGGUGAGAGAGGUAAAGAAUACAAGAUACAAAAGACAGAAGGUGGUUGGGCUUUAAGUAUUGAUGAAGGUUCUUCAUAUAACAAUCCAGUUGAUUUGGAUAGAGAGGAGCGUAAAAAACUAAAACAAGAGAAAGGUGAGAUGGAUAAUGAAGAUGAGGAUGAUGAUGUUGAUUGGGAAGAUGUUGAAAUUGAAGCCAAAGAGAAGAAGUCUGUUAGUCAUGCAAUGAAUUCAUUGCCUUUACCACCUGCUGAAUCUGUUGUUGGUGCUGGUGACUCUACUAUAAGGUCCUUUAUGGCAUACACUAGUCCACAAAAAAAAGGUUCCAAGGCCCAAAAUGCUAAAGUGGCCGAAUAUGAAGAUGAUAAUAGCGAAGAUGAAGCUUUAAGACAAAUAGAGGAGAUUGAAUUGAUAGAGGCUAUUCAAAAAUCUAAAAAGGAACUUGCUCAACAACGAGAACUAGAACGUCAAGUUGUGAAAAAUGACAAAAAGACAGAAGAAGAAGCUGAGUUGUUUGAAGAUUUGCCCUUUGACUUCGAAACAAAAGGUGUAGCAUCUAAUGAAAGAGUGGAAAAAAACUCCAAAUCUGCACCUGAUUUCAAAUCCUUAUCAGAAAUGGAUUCAUUCCUUGGAAUAUCACCAACCAAGAGGAAAAGAGAAGAUGUUGUUGUUUCUGACCCACCAGCUAAGAAAAAACCUUCAAUCCCAUCAGUUCCUUCAUGGUUUAAUACUACACUUGAAAAUCCGUUCAUGAAGAAAUUGGAUGUCAAGACUCCACAGCAAAAAGAAAAGGAAAAUGAGAAUUUAGUUCCUUGGAGUGAAGCUAGAGACUACCUUGAAUCCAAAGGUGAAGAUGGAGUGGUGAAUGAAGGAUCAGAUGAAGAUGUUGUUGAAGUUCAAGCGCCAGUUGAAAAACCAACAUUUGACAAAGAAGCUGUUGAAGAGAAAGAGAAAGAAUCCAAAGAGAAAGUGGUUGAACCUCAAGAGCCAGAGCCAGAACCAGAACCACCAGUUGUUGAUUAUGAUUUUUCAGAAUCUGAAGAGGAGAACUUAGUUGAACAGUUGGCAAAAGAAGAGAAGGAACAUGAAGAGUUUCAAAAAGAUUUGAAUCCACAUAUAUUGAACACAUUUGUUGAAAAUGAAGAAUAUUUGAAGAAGCAACAAAAAAAGGAGAUGAGAGAUUCGGAUGAAGUUACAGUUAAUAUGAUCAAAGAGGUUCAAGAAUUAUUGGCAAGAUUUGGUAUUCCAUAUAUUACAGCUCCAAUGGAGGCUGAAGCACAAUGUGCAGAGUUGUUGAAACUAAAGUUGGUUGAUGGUAUUAUUACUGAUGAUAGUGAUGUUUUCCUUUUUGGAGGUGAUCGUGUUUACAAAAACAUGUUUCAUGAGAAGCAUUAUGUUGAAUUCUAUAGUGGACAAGAUAUUGAAAGAGAGUUGGGGUUGAGUCAACAGAAGCUGAUUGAAUUGGCGCAGUUGUUAGGGAGUGACUACACAGAAGGAUUGAAAGGCAUUGGGCCAGUGAAUUCGAUGGAGAUUUUGACACAUUUCGGGGACUUAGCUAGUUUUAGAGAUUGGUUCAUCGAAGGACAGUUUGAUAUUGGUAAGCAACAAAGUGAAGAUGGGUUCUUGAAGAGUUUGAGAAAGAAGAUGGUAAAGAACAAUGUGCUUUUGGAUCAAGGGUUCCCAGAUAGAAGAAUAGAGCAGGCUUAUUUGCAAGCAGAGGUUGAUCGCGACAAGACUGAGUUUGUCUGGGGGUCACCAGACCUUGAUAGGAUACGGACGUUCUUGAUGACGAGCGUAGGCUGGGGCCAGGAGCGAGUGGACCAGGUGUUGGUGCCGUUGAUUAGAGAUCUGAACAAGAAGAAGACCCAGGGCACACAGUCCACCCUGGGAGAGUUCUACCCCGUGGACUCAUUCAACCAGAGAAAGAAGAAGAGAACGCUGAAA